CCAUGGACCCGGGAGGAGCCGGACGCCGCGAGGCCACGCCGCCGCUACCACCGCCGUUCGCGCUCGUCGCACCCUCGCUCUUGCUCGGGAGCGCGCGAGCCGCGGUCGCAACGCAGUUGCUGGAGCGUGCGGGCGUCACGCUGUGCGUCAACGUCUCCCGCCAGCAGCCCGGCCCGCGCGCCCCCGACGUGGCCGAGUUGCGCGUGCCUGUGUUUGACGACCCGGCCGAGGACCUGCUGGUGCAUCUGGAGCCCACGUGCGCCGCCAUUGAGGCAGCGGUGCGCGCCGGCGGCGCCUGCCUAGUCUACUGCAAGAACGGCCGCAGCCGCUCGGCCACCGUCUGUACCGCCUACCUCAUGCGGUACCGCGGCCUCAGCCUCGCGCAGGCUUUCCAGAUGGUGAAGCGUGCCCGCCCGGUAGCCGAACCCAAUCCAGGUUUCUGGUCUCAGCUCCAGAAGUAUGAGGAGGCCCUUCAGGCCCAGUCCUGCCUGCCCGGGGAGCCUUCAGGGACAGCUCUUCCCAGCAGCGGGAACGUUCCGCCUUAG
This is a messenger RNA of Carlito syrichta (Philippine tarsier), 545 nucleotides long. It is a transcript of the gene DUSP28, whose product is annotated as dual specificity phosphatase 28. Gene Ontology annotation, cellular component: cytoplasm. Gene Ontology annotation, molecular function: protein tyrosine/serine/threonine phosphatase activity. Gene Ontology annotation, biological process: protein dephosphorylation. The record is from RefSeq and is a predicted model, not a curated record. Bases 3 to 545 code for a protein of 180 amino acids. The transcript is spliced from 2 exons. Lineage: Eukaryota; Metazoa; Chordata; Mammalia; Primates; Tarsiidae.